Rosa rugosa (rugosa rose) is the source of this 477-nucleotide messenger RNA. RefSeq names its product protein COBRA-like. The coding region runs from base 1 to 477 and encodes 158 amino acids. NCBI's taxonomy places the organism in Eukaryota, Viridiplantae, Streptophyta, Magnoliopsida, Rosales, Rosaceae. The record is from RefSeq and is a predicted model, not a curated record. Gene Ontology annotation, cellular component: plasma membrane. The transcript has 2 exons. Gene Ontology annotation, biological process: plant-type cell wall cellulose biosynthetic process; cellulose microfibril organization.
AUGGCGUCGUUCUUCUCCAUUGCCAAAGUUUUCGCCGUCGUGCUUAUCUUUUCAUUGUCAUCAAGAGAUGUAGGGGCAUUCAAUACAAAUGAUCCAAAAGGGAACAUCACAGUGAGGUGUGAGAUCAUAUAUACCAAAGACGGUUAUCUGGUCCGAGUUACAACAUUGAACUUUGAGAGGUACAGAACUUUUGAACCUCAUGGCUGGAAGCUUGGUUGGACAUGGAAAGGCAAUGACCAGAUUUUUCAUUUGGAAGGGGCAAAAGUAAUCUAUCAGGGUGAGCGUUUGCUCCGCAAAACUGCACAAUCUAUGUCUUGCAGUAGAUCACCAACUGUGGUGGACUGCUGCAAUGGAGGGAUGUUAACGUCUAGGAUUCAAGACCCAACUGGUGCUACGUCAUCUUUUAAAAUGCAAGUUGGGAAAGCUAGGCAGAUAACCAAAUUAGUCAACAUUCUGAUAAAGUCCCAUGGAGCAUAA